Molecule: messenger RNA, 986 nt
Organism: Mytilus californianus (California mussel)
Lineage: Eukaryota; Metazoa; Mollusca; Bivalvia; Mytilida; Mytilidae
Product: zinc finger protein 862-like
Exons: 4
Coding region: 78-878 (266 amino acids)
Source: RefSeq, a predicted model, not a curated record
AAUUUCUGGUUGCUAUUUCGGAAAUUGAAAGGGGUAAAAUUGAGGAAAAGAUUGAACUAGCCAAAUUUUAUACCCUUAUGUCUGAUGGAUCCACUGAUGUUUCCGUUAUUGAAAAUGAAAUUGUCUACAUUCAUUUUGCGCAUAGAGGUAUUGCCUACUGCUAUUUCCUUGGGCUCAUUCAGUGUGAGUCUGCUGAUUCCAAAGGAAUAUAUGCAGCAAUUCUACAAGCUUUGAAUUUCAAGAACUUGACGGUCAAUGAUAUUCUUAAGAGAACCGUAGGAUUUGCUGGGGAUGGCGCAUCAGUGAACACGGGACAGCUGAAUGGUGUUAUUGCACAUUUUCGAGAAAAUGCUUCCUCUUCUGUAGUCAUGGUCCAGUGCAUGUCACAUAGAAUUGAACUUGCAUACAAAACUGCUUUCAAGGUAGCUCCAGUUUUUACUAAAGUCUUUAGUCUCCUAGAUGAUCUGUUUAAAUUUUACCACAAAAGUCCUAAACAGACAAGCAACUUGAAGCAGACCUUUACCGCACUCAAGAUCAAACAGACAAUGCCAACAAGGAUUGGUGGUACCCGAUGGUUAGGACAUGUUCAGACUGCCCUAAACAGUCUCUGGAAGGGAUAUCCUGCAUUUGUCACUCAUCUUGGACAGGUUUCAUUACACAACACUCAGAGUGCUACACAAUCCAAGGCAAAGUAUCUUCUUAAACUUCUCAGAAGCAAGAGUGUUAUUGUAUUUGCCCAUUUCAUUAAUGAUGUUGUCAAUGUACUGACCAAGCUUUCCAUGUGCCUGCAGCAGAGAGCUACUUGCCUUUAUGAAGUUCACCAGGAUCUAGAGUGUACCAUAGCCAAUAUACAAAAACUAGAAGCAAGAGUUUGGUGAUGAAAUGGUGAGCAAUCUGGUUGACCACUAUAGACAGUUAUUGGAUCAGACUGAUGGUGUAGAUGUAAGCAACAUAGAACCAGAGUGGACAAUAUUAAAGAACCUAUU